AUGGAUCAUCUAACGAGCACUACUAGCGCCAGCAGCGGCGCCACCGUGUGGCUCGCCGCCGCAGCUCUCCUGCUGACCACGGCCGCGCUGACAGCGCUGCAGCGGCAGAGGAAGACGAGGAGCAGCAGCAGCAGCAACGCCGGCGCGGCCGCGGUCGCGGCGGCGCCACCGGUGCUGCGCGGGGCCGCUCUCGUGCGGUUCGCGCGCGCCGUGGCGAGGGACGGGCCGCUGGAGGCGAUGCGCGAGCAGCAGGACAAGCUGGGCAGCGUGUUCACGGCGAGCCUGCUUGGGCUGCUCAAGGUGACCUUCCUCGUCGGGCCGGAGGUGUCGAGCCACUUCUACCUGGCGCCGGACUCGGAGAUAAGCCAGGGCAACCUCUACGAGUUCACCGUGCCCAUCUUCGGUCCUGACGUCGCCUACGCCGUCGACCUGCACACCCGGAAUGAGCAGACGCGCUUCUACUGGGACGUCCUCAAGCCUCGCAGCAUGAAGGCCAACGUGGCCGCCAUGGCCGAGGAGGUCGAGAACUACUUCUGGAGAUGGGGAGACGAGGGGACGGUGGAUCUAAAGCAGGAGUUGGAGCAGGUGCUGAUGCUGAUCGCGGGCCGGUGCCUGCUGGGAAGGGAGGUGCGGGAGAGGAUGCUCGGCGAGGUGUUCGAUCUCUACCGUGAUCUUGACAACGGCACGCGGCUGAUCAGCACGCUGCUCCCCUACCUCCCGACCCCGGCGCACCGCCGCCGCGACAGGGCGCACAGGAGGCUCAGGGACAUAUUCACGGAGGCGGUCAGGUCACGCAGGAACUCCGGCCGCGACGGCAGCACCGACGACGACGUGCUGCAGCGCUUCAUCGACUCCAGGUACAAGAUCGACGGGCGCCCGAUGACGGACGCGGAGAUCGUCGGCCUGCUCAUCGCGCUCGUGUUCGCCGGGAAGCACACGAGCGCUGGCACGAGCACCUGGAUCGGCGCCCACCUGCUCUCCGACUCCAACCAGAAGCACCUCGCCGCCGCCGUCGACGAGCAGGACCAGCUGACGGCGGCGGCGCGCCGUGACGACGGAGCCGGCCAACACCGACCUCGUGGCGGCGUCGACCACGACGCCAUCCAGCAGAUGACCGCCCUGCACCGCUGCAUCAAGGAGGUGCUCCGGCUGCACCCGCCGGUGGUGGCGAUGGUCCGCCAAGCCCGCAGCGACUUCACCGUGCAGACCAGGGAAGGCGAGAAGUACACCAUCCCGGCGGGGCACACGGUGAUGAGCACCAUCCUGGUGAACCACCACCUGCCCCACAUCUACAGGGACCCCCACGCGUUCGACCCCCAGCGGUUCGCGCCCGGCAGGGAGGAAGACAAGGCCGCCGGCCCCUUCUCCUUCCUCUCCUUCAGUGCCGGGAGGCACGCGUGCGCCGGCGAGUCCUUCGCCUACACGCAGAUCAAGGUGAUAUGGAGCCAUCUGCUCAGGAACUUCGAGCUCAAGAUGGUGUCGCCUUUCCCCGGGACGAACUGGAGCGCGGUGGUUCCGGAGCCCAAGGGAAAGGUGAUCGUUAGCUACAGGAGACGCGCCAAUAAUACUGGAGCAGGUCAGUAAAUUAGGGCAAUGCACGACGAAGCAACCAUGGCACGUAGCUAGUUAAUAAGCUAGUGCAAGCACGUACGAUGGUUGAAGCAACCGCUUUUCUAUACCUGCUAAAUAAGAGUGUGUACUACAAAUAGGUGGAGCAACUGUUGUUUAUGAGACGUACUCUCCAUUAUGUGUAAGCAGUGCCCUUUGUUUGGAGAGUUGGAGGAUGGCUUGCAGCU
Molecule: messenger RNA, 1796 nt
Organism: Oryza brachyantha (malo sina)
Lineage: Eukaryota; Viridiplantae; Streptophyta; Magnoliopsida; Poales; Poaceae
Product: obtusifoliol 14-alpha demethylase-like
Exons: 2
Coding region: 1-1584 (527 amino acids)
Biological process (GO): sterol biosynthetic process
Cellular component (GO): endoplasmic reticulum
Molecular function (GO): monooxygenase activity; oxidoreductase activity, acting on paired donors, with incorporation or reduction of molecular oxygen; heme binding
Source: RefSeq, a predicted model, not a curated record